Molecule: messenger RNA, 678 nt
Organism: Cylindrotheca closterium
Lineage: Eukaryota; Bacillariophyta; Bacillariophyceae; Bacillariales; Bacillariaceae
Source: the annotation of a GenBank genome assembly
AUGGUAACGGCGAAAAUCGAAAGUGUUGCACUGGGUGUUGCUGCAUUCUUUGUCCUGCACCAAUUGGUAGCCUUCAAAAACGAGCGCAAAAAGAAGAAUGAAGUCACAAUCACACUCCCCGAUUGGGCCAUCGAGUACUUCAAUUCCUUUGACGGCAAGGUAUUCAAGUCUCAAGAAGAAAUGAUGGCCGUCGCAGUGGAAAUUUCCAAACGUAAUGUGGACAAAGAUACCGGAGGACCCUUUGGAACGGCGAUUUACAAGGUGGACAAGAAAACUGGGGAGUCUACAUUGUUCUCGGUGGGUUGCAAUCGUGUCGUUUCCUUGGGCAAUUCUACCUUGCAUGGAGAAACAGUAGCCAUCCAAAUGGCCCAAAAGAAGUUGUCGACCUUUAGUCUUCGAGAGGAAGAUAAGGAGUAUCAUUUGUAUACUAGUUGCGAACCAUGCUGCAUGUGUUUGGGUGCAACUCUCUGGUCGGGAGUAUCCAAGAUGGUGUGUGCUGCCACCAAGGAUGAUGCCGAAGCGAUUGGAUUCAACGAGGGACCCGUCUUUCCAGAUAGUUACAAGGCUUUGGAAUCGGCAGGGUGCAAAGUGGUUCGAAAGGUCUUGCAAAAGGAAGGGGCUGCUGUGUUGCAACACUAUGGCAAAGUGGGGGUUAUCUACAAUGCGGAUGGUUCCUGA